This is a messenger RNA of Ricinus communis (castor bean), 3617 nucleotides long. RefSeq names its product protease Do-like 7. The transcript has 24 exons. The coding region runs from base 92 to 3400 and encodes 1102 amino acids. The record is from RefSeq and is a predicted model, not a curated record. Lineage: Eukaryota; Viridiplantae; Streptophyta; Magnoliopsida; Malpighiales; Euphorbiaceae. Gene Ontology annotation, molecular function: protein binding.
UAUAUAUAUAUAUAUAUAAAAGACUUGCAAAAUCAUAAAUCAACUAAUCAACUUGCAAUCCGAAUUCUUCUUACUGAUCAUCAUAACAAUCAUGGAGGACGACUACUCACAGAAAUUGGAAUCAGAGAUGGAAUCUGCGGCUCUACAAUCGAGUGAAGGAGAGCAAGAGGACGUCAUGUCCUUUCGAGAGAAAGUCGACACUGCCGGGGAUUGGAGAGAGACUAUCAAUAAGGUAGUUCCCGCCGUUGUUGACAUCCGGAUCACUACCUGUCGCGCUUUCGACACAGAACUUCCUGCCUCCGGCUACGCCACGGGCUUCGUCGUUGAUAAGAAACGUGGCAUCAUCCUCUCUAAUCGACAUGUCGUUCACCCCGGCCCAAUAGUUGCACAAGCGAUAUUUACAAAUCGUGAAGAAAUUAAUGUGUAUCCAAUAUACAGAGAUCCAGUCCAUGAUUUUGGCUUCUUUCGUUAUGAUCCUGCUGAAAUACAGUUUCUGGACUAUCAGGAGAUUCCUCUUGCUCCUGAGGCUGCUUGUGUUGGACUAGAAAUUCGAGUUGUUGGUAAUGAUAGUCGUGAGAAGGUGUCAAUUUUGGCUGGCACUCUUGCUCGUUUGGAUCGAGAAGCUCCCAAAUAUAAAAAGGAUGGUUACAAUGACUUCAAUACAUUCUACAUUCAAGCAGCUUCUGGAACUAAGGGUGGUUCUAGUGGUUCACCAGUGAUUGAUCGGCAAGGCAGGGCAGUGGCCUUGAAUGCUGGAAGCAAGUUAUCAACAUCAUCAGCAUACUUUCUACCUUUAGAGCGAGUUGUUAGGGCAAUGAGACUUAUCCAGCAGGGUAGGGAUUCUAAUAUUAGUAACUGGGGAACAAUUCCUAUACCUCGUGGUACUCUUCAGGUGACAUUUCACUAUGAAGGAUUUGAAAAGGCACGGCGGCUUGGUCUUCAAAGUGAAACAGAGCAGAUGGUACGACGUGCUUCUCCACCAGGUGGAACGGGAAUGCUUGUUGUUCACUCUGUGGUGCCAGGUGGUCCAGCUCAUAUGCAACUGGAGCCAGGGGAUGUUCUAAUAUGCAUGAAUGGGGAAAUAACUACUCGAUUUUUGAAAUUGGAGACAUUGCUUGAUGAUAGUGUUGGCCAGAAAGUUGAAGUACAAAUUGAAAGAGGUAGCAAGUCUUUGACUGUAAACUUAGAGGUUCAAGAUUUGCAUUCAAUUACUCCUGACCACUUUUUGGAAGUUAGUGGAGCAGUAAUUCACCCUUUGUCUUAUCAACAGGCCAGAAACUUUUGCUUCCCUUGUGGGCUUGUAUAUGUUUCAGAACCUGGAUAUAUGUUAUCUAGAGCUGGAGUACCUCGACAUGCCAUCAUUAAGAAGUUUACUGAUGUGGAGAUAUCACGACUUGAAGAUCUAAUCUCUGUUUUGUCUAAGUUGUCUAGGGGUGCUCGAGUGCCUUUAGAGUAUAUAACCUACAAGGAUCGCCAUCGAAGAAAGUCUGCUCUAGUCACAGUUGAUCGCCAUGAGUGGUAUGAUGCUCCAAAGAUUUAUACUCGUGAUGAUAGUUCUGGUAUAUGGUUGGCAAGACCUGCUAUUCAGCCCGAGUCUUUACUGCUCUCAUCUUGUAUUAGUAAUCUUGAACAAGGUUCAAAAAGAGAAACAACUGCAUUAAUUAGUGAAUCUACUGUAUCGAAAGUCAUGCCUCGAACUAAUGAUUUGGAGUUAACUCAAGCUGUUGCUAGUUUGGAAGUCAGUUAUGAUCAUGCUCCUAAAGAAGUCUGUUCCAGAAGUGACUCUGAUGUUGAAAGAAAUAAUACACAAGUGAUUAAGGAUCUGUCGAGAAAUGAAAAUGUUGUUGCUGACAGUUCCUCACAUGAAAUUGGAGAAAAGAAGUUGGAGGAUCCAAUGAUCACAGAAUGUUACAAUGAAAAUUCAACAGAAGCUGUAAAUAAUGCUUCAUUUCCAGAACGUGUCAUAGAGCCUGCUCUUGUGAUGGUGGAGGUUCAUAUGCCCCCAUCAUGUUUGCUUGAUGGUGUCCAUUCACGUCAUAAUCUGGGAACUGGAGUCAUUGUAUACCAUUCUCAAGGAAUGGGAUUGGUUGCAGUUGACAGAAAUACAGUUACACUAUCUGCAUGUGAUGUGGUGCUAUCCUUUGCCGCAUUUCCUAUUGAACUUCCAGGCGAGGUAGUUUUCCUUCAUCCUGUUUACAAUUAUGCUCUCGUUGCAUAUAAUCCCUCUGCUCUGGGAACUAUUGGGGCUUCAAUGGUUCGUGCUGCUGAACUCCUUCCUGAGCCUACAUUAUGUCGUGGAGAUCCAGUAUAUCUGGUAGGGCUAAGAAGUUUACAAGCAAUCUCUAGGAAAUCUACUGUGACAAAUUCUUGUCUCUCAUUACAUGUCAGUUCAGCUGAUCCUCCUUGUUACAGAGCAACGAAUAUGGAAGUGAUUGAGCUUGAUUCUGAUUUUGGUAAUACAUUUACUGGAGUUUUAAGCAAUGAGCAUGGAAAGGUGCAAGCUUUGUGGGCAAGCUUUUCAACUAAGGUAAAACCUGUUGGCAAUGUACCUCCUCAAUUUGUUAAAGGUAUUCCAAUCUAUAUGAUCAGUCAAAUACUGGAGAAGAUCAUAACUAGUGGAAAUGAAUCAUCUCUUCUCAUUAACGGUGUCAAAAGGUCAAUGCCACUUGUUAGUAUUUUAGAGGUUGAACUUAUCCCUAGAUCGCUAUCAAAGGCUCGGAGUUUUGGUCUGAGUGAGGAGUGGAUCCACACUUUGGUCAAGAAAGAUCCAACAAGACGACAAGUUUUACGUGUUAAAGGUUGUUUGGCUGGAUCCAAAGCUGAGACUCUAUUAAAACAAGGUGACAUGGUGCUGGCAGUCAAUAAAGAACCUGUUACUUGUUUCCGUGAUAUAGAAAAUGCUUGCAUAGCAUCAGAGAAAUCUGGUGACAAUGAUGGAAAACUGAACAUGACCAUUUUUCGGCAGGGAUGUGAAGUUGAUGUUCUCGUAGGGAUAGAUAUUAGAGAUGGGAACAGCACAACACGGAUGAUUAAUUGGUGUGGUUGCAUUGUUCAGUGUCCUCAUCCAGGAGUUCGUGCUCUCGGCUUUCUUCCUGGAGAAGGACAUGGUGUAUACGUUGUAAAGUCGUACCGUGGAAGUCCUGCUGAUAGAUAUGGCUUAACUUCUCUUCGAUGGAUAGUUGAAAUCAACGGAAAACCGACUACUGACUUGGAUGCCUUUGCUAAAGUGACAAAGGAUUUGGAAUGUGAGGAAUUUGUUCGCAUAAAGACUAUUAACUUAAAAGGAAAGCCACAAGUGCUUACCUUGAAGCAAGACCUGCACUAUUGGCCUACUUGGGAACUGAGAUUUGAUCCAGAAACAACAAUGUGGCGCAGACAGACAAUCAAGGCAUUGCAGUAAUGUAAGAAAAGUAUGUACAUUUUGUGCAUGAAAAGGAUUGUGUAAGUUGCAAACCCAAGCUCUAUAUUUUCUCGUGGCAAGGUGUUGAAGUUAACAGUUUAUUGUAAUAUUGGAUAAGUUACAUAAAGGUUUUACUCAACUCUUUAACACAUACUUUUUUCUUUCUUUACUUGGUUUCUUCAUAAAUUGAAAAUAUAAUAUGCUAGAAACGUUAUUA